Molecule: messenger RNA, 4329 nt
Organism: Vespa mandarinia (Asian giant hornet)
Lineage: Eukaryota; Metazoa; Arthropoda; Insecta; Hymenoptera; Vespidae
Gene: Chro
Product: chromodomain-containing protein chromator
Source: RefSeq, a predicted model, not a curated record
UUUUUAUUUAUAAAGAUGGGUAAAUUGUGUUAUCUAUGUAAUCGAAAAACGUCAAAUACAGAGAACAUUUCAUUACAUAGCUUUCCAAAACAUUUGACCGUACGUCAGAAGUGGUUAAAUGUAUGCGGAUUAAGUUUAAACGACGAUGUAUCACAUAGUUAUAUCUGUUCUAUUCACUUUGCUGAAACGGAUAUAAAUAAAUGUAAUACCUUUGGAAGAAGUAAAUCUGUAAUUAAACCUGGAGCAGUCCCUUCAAUGUUUAUAACAAAUCCUCUUGUCAUAGAGGAAGAAGUUGAUCGAUUGUCAUCAGAAACAUUUACAAAUGUGACUGUAAAUGACAGAUGUAAAUAUACUUUGUCUGAAACUGAUGAUACAGUUAAAGUUUCUGAUAAAAAUUCUAAAUCCACACUCGUGGAAGAUAAAUCAUUUACUUAUAAAAACGAUGAUGCCAAUAAUAAAGCACCAAAUGAUAAUAGCCACAGUACUUCCAAAAGACAACGAAUAUUUUUUGAACCUCGUUAUAUUUCGGAAAUUACAGUGACAGAUUUUACAUCUCCGAAAAGGGCUAAUAGAGUUAUCAAAUUAAUAAAAGCGACAGAUCAACAAAAAUCAAAGCGUAUUAAAAGUUUACAAGAUCAAAUGAGGAAACUUAAAAAACGCGUUAAAUUUUUACAAGAUGUAAUGUCGUCUCGUUUGAAGAAGAAAAAAAUAAUAUCUGAAGAAAGCGAAGACACUUUUACGCAAACUGUAUUCGCUGACAACGCAAAUCCAAAUAUAAUUUUGAACAAGAUGGAAGUGGAUGAUGGCCCAUCGGCUAUCAAUACUAAUCCUAGUAGUAUAAAAGCUGCACAAGAAGAAAUGGGACGUUUAGAUAUCUUGGUCUGUGGUCAAUGUCAUUCUGUUUUUCAUUUUAUUGAAGAAUUUCAAGAACAUCGUACCAAGGAAGGAGCUUGUUCACAAGUAUCACACUUUCGUGAGAAUACUAAUAAUGAACAAAAAGCACAAGUUUGGGCCUUUCUUUUGUGGAAAGACACACAAAUUCAACAAGAAGGUUCAGAUAGGGAUUCGACCAAUUCUUGGAAACUUUAUCAAAAAUGGUGUAAAAUGGAUACACAUAUUAGAGAUUCGUGGAUAACGGCGGGGAAAACUAUUCAAACAUUUACUAAAAUUAGUAAUGCAAAAAUGCAAGAAGUUCCAAGACAAACAAAUUCUAAUUUGGAAGGAACAAAGCCAAUAGUAGUACGUAAAGUCAUAAGAAAUGGACAACCAGAAGAAGGAUCUGAUACAAAAAAAGAUGUUAGAUCUUCUGAAGUAAAAUCACAAAAAAGUUUAGAAUCUAUGGAAAGUGAAGUUGAUAAGAAAGAAAAGCCAAAACUUAAGCCAUCUGUUAAACCGAAGGGUAAAUCUUCAAAGGCAACGGGAGAAGAAGAUAGAGAUUCUAGUAAUGAAGAAUAUAUUGUGGAAAAAAUUUUAGCUAAACGAUUUAAUCCAAAGAAGAGAUGUUCAGAAUAUUUACUCAAAUGGGAAGGUUAUUCGCAUGAGAGCAAUACAUGGGAGCCUGCAGAAAGUGUUGCAACUUGCAAGUACUUAUUAGAAGAAUUUGAAAGAAAUUUAGCAAAACAAAAGGAACUGAAAGCAGCACAACAACAAGCAAGUACUAAAUUAUCAGGGAAGGUUGCAGCACAAAAAGCUAUAAUAAAAUCAGCAGAUGCUAGUAAACCAGGUCCAAGCAAUGUGGCUCAAGCAGGACGCCCUAUGCGCUCGAGUAAAUCUAAAGCAAUGGACCAAGUAAAACAGUGGUGUGGUUCAAUGAAAGACGAGGAGAGUGACAUAUUAGGAAAAAGAAGAAUAGAUUAUUCUGAUAGCGAUUCUGAAGAAGCUGGCAGUAGUGCCGCAAAAAGGGCAAAGGGUGAUACAGGUAGCGACGAAGAUUGGACUGGAGAAUCAGAAGAAGAAAAGCUGAUAGGACGUAGUGAUGUAAUACAACGUGCAUUUAACCGUGCAAACGCGCAAUCUAAUGGUUCGAACAGGACUGUUUCUACUACUGAUCUUGCAACUUCAUUGGGACUGCAGUCACCAGAAGGGGCAAAAUCAAGUCAACCUCCAGUAUUAGUCGCCAAUGCUAAAGGCGUUGUUAAAGUAGAUCCUAAACAAAUGCCAAAUCUAACAUCUGGUGUUUAUGUAAUGUCUCGAAAGGAUGGCAUUAUAAAAUUAGACUCAUCUCCAAGUGGAAAACUAGCUGUAAAGGGUUCUCCCACAACACAAGGUGUUUUAAUGGUACAAAAUCGGGAUAAUACUAAUGUUGUAAGAAAACAAGUUAUUUCUGCGACGCAAUCAAACUCAAUAACUCCCGUGAAAGUAGUUUCGAAAAUGGAUGGAAGUCAAGUAGUAACACAAAUGAAAGUAGUUUCUAAGCCAAUUGCAUCUAAAACAGGAGGUAUACAAAAAUCAGAACCUAUUAAAAUACAACCUAAACCAGAUCCAUCACAAUUACAACAAAUACAUGUGGUGACUGCAGUACCAGCUCCAAUAACGUUACAACCAAGAAUAAGUACAGGUAUACGACCUAGUCCUGUUGCAGUAACGCGUGGCGCGGAUGGUCGUCCUCUGUUACCUAGACCAACACUACGUGCAGCUACCCCAACUAGUGUCCUCGGUAUCGGAUCGCCCAUUCGUACUCCUGUUAGAGCGCCAGCUCCUAGACAACUACAAGGCCAACAAACACGACAAGUGCUACAGAAACGUACAACAGUUGUAAAUACUCAAGCUAGUUCACCUAGUACUGCAACGGUGACUCCUGUCAGACCGAAAUUUACGGUACUUAGUUCACAGGGGAAACAAGUUAUUAAAUCUGGAAGUCCUGCACAAAAUAAACAAUCACCUAAAUCAUCAUUGGGCAAACCGCAGUCUUUAUUGUCGCCACAACAAAAAUUGUUAAUGGCAAAGAGAAAAGCACAGGAGGCAGCAGGUUUGAUUAAGCCAGGUGGACGUGGCAUAUUAGCUGGUAAUCGUGCGUCGGCUGGACGUGGUAAGGCUAAAGCUGUUGAAUCGCCAACAGUUAUUGCUCCAGGUAACAAACCUAAAGAAAGUAAAUUAGCAGAAGGGGACGGACUUCAUAUGGAAUUUCACGAAGUUGGUUCCGAGGAAAGCAGUAGCGAAGGUGAACCAGAACUUCCUCCACCCGAGGCAGAAACAAUUACAGCUGCUGAACCUGAUAGCCCGCCACGACCAUUUACUUUGUGUCCGUUAACUGGACGUAUAAUCGGACCCGAUGGUGAACCGGUUGAACAGCCUGCAGAAGCUGAAAGUGAACCAACACCUUCAACAACUUUACCAAAUGUUAAAACCGUAACAACUCCAUCGGAAAGCACAGACACCGUUGCAACAACAACUACUGCUGAAUUAGUGUUACCUUCUCUUGAUUCCCUUACAGAAGGUGGUGGUAUUAUGAGAGUAGAAAUGAGUCCAGGAGGAACAACAGGUACUAUUGUUCAGACUAGCGAACCAGCACAAAUUCAUUUACCAAAUGAAGCAGUAUCUGCUCCAGAUCUUCCUUGUUUAGAUGAUACAACAACAAAUACAGUAACACCAUCAACCACAACUGUAUCAACAUCUUUAACAGAGACACCAGUAAGUGAAUCUACCAAUACAACAGGAGUAACAUCGGCCGCAGUAACAUCAACUACAACUAUAUCGGUUGCAUCUACUGAUGUAAAUAAGCCAGAUGAAAAAAUGCCAGAAGAAAGAAAAGUAACAGAAGACACAUCUAAUUUAGUAACAAUAACAGGAGAAGAUGGUGUAGUAUAUCAAGUAACUGGACAAGCUGAUGAUGGUCAAACCUUAUUAGUAACGCGAGGAGCAGAUGGUGAACAACAAUGUGUAUAUGUUACUACCGAACAACAAGGAGAUGAAGGAUCUGUUUUAACAUUGGACCAUGCUGUUGCCGAGGCUGUCGCACAAUUAAUACCAGAUCAAGUCAAUCUUACGUCACAGUUCUAUGUAAAGGAAGGUGACGCAGAGCCUACCGAAAAUCCAAUGGUAAUGUCUAUAAUGGACAAUACGAAUGCUACGGAUGUUACCGGAAGUCAAGAGGAUAGUGAUGGGCAAGCACAAGUCGUGGCACAAGUUGUACAGGCAGAAGAACCAACACCAGGUGGAACUAGAAGAGUGGUAUUACUUUUGCCAGAUGGAAAUUUAAUGAUGACUGAAGUUGACGAAGAACAAUAUGCUGCGCUUGAACUCGACAAAUGAAGAUUUGUAUCGUUUAGACACAUGUGAAGAGAAGGAAAAAAAAAGAAAAAAGAAAUGACAAACAAACCCUGUGUCGAA